Phodopus roborovskii (desert hamster) is the source of this 548-nucleotide messenger RNA. RefSeq names its product 40S ribosomal protein S12. The transcript has a single exon. Gene Ontology annotation, biological process: translation. NCBI's taxonomy places the organism in Eukaryota, Metazoa, Chordata, Mammalia, Rodentia, Cricetidae. Gene Ontology annotation, molecular function: structural constituent of ribosome. Gene Ontology annotation, cellular component: cytosolic small ribosomal subunit; ribosome. The record is from RefSeq and is a predicted model, not a curated record. The coding region runs from base 29 to 427 and encodes 132 amino acids.
AGAUCGGAUCCACCGGUAACCCACAGCCAUGGCCAAGGAAGGCACUGCCACCGGAGCUGAAAUGGACGUCAACGCUGCUUUGGAAGAGGUGCUGAAGACGGCCCUCGUCCACGAUGGCCUGGCUCGAGGAAUUCACGAAGCUGCCAAAGCCUUAGGCAAGCGCCAAGCUCAUCUUUGCGUGCUUGCAUCCAACUGUGAUAAACCUAUGUACAUCAAGUUGGUGGAAUCCCUUUGUGCUGAGCACCAAAUCAACCUGAUUAAGGUUGAUGACAACAAGAAACUCGGGGAAUGGGUAGGCCUCUGCAAAACUGAUCGAAAGGGAAAGCCCCGGAAAGUGAUAGGCUGCAGUUGUGUGGUGGUUAAGAACUAUGGCGAAGAAUCUCAGGCUAAAGAUGUCAUUGAAGAGUACUUCAAAUGCAAGAAAUGAACAGCAACGACAAAAUUGGCGUGUUUUCCUUUAUGUUCCUAAAAAACGUAGAAAAGUAGUAUUAUCUCAAACUCUUGAGUUUUCGCCGGAAAUAACAGCCCCUUUUAGGGUUUCUUCCAAA